This is a messenger RNA of Pyricularia pennisetigena, 810 nucleotides long. RefSeq lists its product as uncharacterized. Gene Ontology annotation, molecular function: acireductone synthase activity; magnesium ion binding. Lineage: Eukaryota; Fungi; Ascomycota; Sordariomycetes; Magnaporthales; Pyriculariaceae. The record is from RefSeq and is a predicted model, not a curated record. The coding region runs from base 1 to 810 and encodes 269 amino acids. The transcript has 3 exons.
AUGGCGUCUGCGGUCAAAGUGUUUCUUCUUGACAUUGGUAAGGCUGCUUAUGCAAACUGCAAGCCGUCAAAUUGCUUCGGUGCUCCACAUCCCACGAGCCCAACAAUUUCUUCUUGGGCUGCUCUACGGAGGUCGUUGGCCUUCUUUUUGGAGGGCACAGUCUGUCCCAUCUCGUUCGUCAAGGAAGUUCUUUUUCCGUAUGCUCUAGAAGCGCUGCCCCAUACGCUAGACUCCCAGUGGGACGAUCCGGCUUUUAGUCAAUAUAGGGACGCUUUCCCGGCCGAGUAUGCGUCCUCCAAGGAGGCGCUAGCGGCUCACGUGCGUGAUCUGGUGAGCCGGGACGUCAAGGCCCCAUACCUCAAGAGUCUACAGGGCUACCUCUGGAAGAACGGCUAUGAUUCUGGUGAAAUCCGUGCACCGCUGUUUCCAGACGUCGCGCCAAAGUUCGCCGCCUGGCAGGCUGCCGGGAUCGCCAUCAUGAUAUACAGUUCGGGAUCGGUCCCCGCCCAGAAGCUGCUUUUCGGCCACACCAACUCGGAGCCCGCUGAUCUCACUCCUGCAAUCGCCGAUUUCUUUGAUACUGUCAAUGCCGGUCCCAAGACCGAGGUUGCGAGCUACGAGAAGAUCGCCAGCAAAUACCCGCAGUAUCCCAAGAACGAGUGGUUGUUCUUGAGUGACAACGUCAAGGAGGUCGAUGCGGCGCUCGGUGCGGGGCUUCAGAGCUUUGUCGUGCAGAGACCUGACAAUCCCGAGCUCCCCGAUGGUGUGGAGAAUACGCACACGGUGAUCCGCAGCUUCGAAGAGUUGUGA